This is a messenger RNA of Eupeodes corollae, 1296 nucleotides long. RefSeq names its product angiotensin-converting enzyme-like. Bases 44 to 1204 code for a protein of 386 amino acids. NCBI's taxonomy places the organism in Eukaryota, Metazoa, Arthropoda, Insecta, Diptera, Syrphidae. The record is from RefSeq and is a predicted model, not a curated record. Gene Ontology annotation, cellular component: plasma membrane. The transcript has 4 exons. Gene Ontology annotation, biological process: proteolysis. Gene Ontology annotation, molecular function: metallopeptidase activity; peptidyl-dipeptidase activity.
GUCACCAUUGGAUUUUUAUUUCUACGAAUACAACAUUACUGAAAUGGAUAAUCUAAUGUCUGAAAUCCAGCCCCUCUACAAGGAACUACACGCUUUCAUUCGAAAAAGUCUACAGCAAAAAUAUGGGGAUUCAAUCAUAGAAUCCGAUGGAAUGAUUCCACACCAUUUGUUUGAACAAGUCUUGGCUCAAACCUGGUCAAACCUCAGUAUUAUAGAGAAUCUGUUUCCAUUCAAAAACCUUCCACCAAUUCAGUCAGUUUUGGAGAAGAGAUUUAAAUCACUGGAACUUUAUGAAAUUGCUGAUAGAUUCUAUCAGAAACUUGGAUUUGAUGAAUUUACAUACAAAGUUUGGAUGAAAGAUAUAAAAAUGAAGAAUACAAGUGAUGAUGGUUAUUGCAGUCCCUAUGUUUACUACCAAAGUCCUAACGUCCAUCUUGAGUAUUGCGAAAAAAUGAGUUUUGAAAUGUUUCUAGAAAUUUAUAGCGAUAUGGGGAAACUGUAUUAUGCUAAGGAAAUGACAGGUCUGCCAGGUUAUUUUUUCAAUACCCACGGUUUGGACGAAGCUAUUGGAAAGGCAGCUAUUUUAUCAACAUCCACAUAUCAUAACUUGAAGGCUAUUGGAAUGAUUGUUGACUUAAAUGUAACAGAAGAAGUGGAAAUGAAUCGACUUUUGAGAAAGAGUAUCGAAAGUUUGAUGAUGCUUCCAGUUAAGUUCGUUCACAUAAAGCUAAUGGAAGGUCUUUUGUCAGGAAGUUUAGAUCUCAAAGAACUUAAUACUAAAUAUUGGGAGCUUAUGAAGAAACAUGUUGGUGUCAAACCUCCAAUGAAUUAUGUUACCAAGCCCGAUGUUCCGGAUAUGCCGUCAUUCUUUUACAUUGAUAUGAAUUGGAAUGGUCAAUCUUUUUCUUUCGAUAUGGAAAUCAUGAGCUAUCAAAUGUACAAGAAAUUCUGUGAACUUGGUGAAAAAUAUCCCAAAGAACCGUUGCAUCUUUGUGAUAUGCAUGGAACAAAAGCUGUUGGUGAUCUUUUGAAAAAUAUGAUGCGUCUUGGUAAUUCAAAGCCUUUUAAUGAAACAAUAGCAACAAUGCUUCCAGAACAUCCUGGAACAAGUUCCAUCGGUAUUUUGGAGUACUACAGCCCAGUAAAGGAAUUUUUAGUUAAGAAGAAUUCUGAAGAAAGUGUGAAGCCAGGUUGGAGACAGUAAUUUGGACUAUAUAUUUUAAAAUUACUUUUUAAAGUGGGUUUUAAAAAACACUCACAUAGAAUCUGAAAAUAUAUCUUUUUUGAUGCUCAACA